UCCAUCACUGGAAAGUAGAAGAGCACGAGUUAGGCUCCAUGUCGGUAGAUGGGAGGAUCGGUUAGCCCCACUUCUUGCUCACCAUAAAAACGACGAUUCUCUCAUCCAAACUGCUUCCGUUCCCAGUCUCCACUCUCUCAAAAGAAGGGACCAGAACAUGACAACCCACCAUAACUCCGAUUCCAACCCAAAGAAGAGGAGGAAGCUCCUCCUCACCUCCUUCCUCGUCCUCGCUGCCCUCAUCACCACCACCUCCAUUCUCAUCGCCCGCCGCACCGCCACCGCCUCUUCCGACGAUCCCACGGUCUCCCACGCCAUCCUCCGCUCCUCCUGCCGCUCCGCCCGCUUUCCCGACCUCUGCUACUCCGCCAUCGCCGCCACCCCGCCACUAGUCCACACCAUCUCCAAACCCAAGGACGUCAUCCACGCCUCCCUCAACCUCACCAUCACCGCCAUCGAGCGCUCCUUCCGCCACGUCGAGCGGCUCUCCGCCGCCGCCGCCAACCUCACCGCCCGGGAGCGCACCGCCCUCCAUGACUGCCUCGAAAUGUUCGACGAGUCGCUUGACGAGCUCCGCCUCACCGACGCCGACCUCCGGGCAUACCCCGCCGGCAAGCCCCUCCGUCGGCACGCCCUCGACCUUGAAAUUCUGGUCAGCGCCGCCAUGACCAACCAGGAAUCGUGCGCCGAUGGCUUCUCCCACGGAGACGUCGACCGCCGCCUCCGCAGCGAGCUCGUCUCCGGGCUCAUGCACGUGACGCGCAUGUGCCGCAACGCCCUCGCCAUGAUCAAGAACAUGACCGGGGCCGACAUUGCCGCUGCCGAGGCAGUGGUCGACGGCAGCAUCGGCACCCGGGGGCGGCGGAUGUUGGGGUUCAAUAUAGAUGAGGAGGGGUUGCCGGAUUGGAUCGAGAAGAAGGAUAGGAGGCGGCUGCUGCAGGCGGCUGGGGAGGUGAAAGCGAAUGCGGUGGUGGCGGCGGAUGGAAGCGGGGAUUACAAGACGGUGGGGAAGGCUGUGGCGGCGGCGCCGGCGAAGAGCAAGACGAGGUGGGUGAUAAGAAUAAAGGCGGGGACGUAUGAAGAGAAUGUGGAGGUGCCGAAGAAGAAGACGAACUUGAUGUUCAUCGGAGAUGGGAGGAAAACCACCAUCAUCACCGGCAGCCGGAACGUGGUCGAUGGGAGCACCACCUUCCACUCCGCCACCUUAGCCGUGGUGGGCGCAGGGUUCCUAGCCCGCGGCCUCAGCAUCCAGAACACGGCCGGCCCCUCGAAGCACCAGGCGGUGGCCCUCCGGGUGAGCUCCGACUUGUCGGCCUUCUACGACUGCGACAUCAUCGCCUACCAGGACACCCUCUACCUCCACUCCCUCCGCCACUUCUUCCGCAGCUGUCUCAUCCAGGGCACCGUCGACUUCAUCUUCGGCAACGGCGCCACCGUCCUCCAGGACUGCGACAUCCAGCUAUGGCGACCCGGUGCCAACCAGAAGAACAUGGUCACUGCCGAUGGCCGCGAAGACCCCGACGAGCCUACCGGCAUCGCCAUCCACCGCUCCCGCAUCACCGCCGCCGCCGACCUCGAGCCCGUUAAAAGCUCGUUCCGCUCGUACCUCGGGAGGCCAUGGAAGGAGUACUCGAGGACUCUGAUAAUGGAGUCGGAGAUCGGCGACGUGAUCGAUCCCGCCGGCUGGCAUGAGUGGAAUGGCCCGUUUGGGCUCGACACAUUGUAUUAUGGGGAGUAUAAGAACACCGGGGCCGGUGCCGGCACGGCAGGCCGUGUCAAGUGGAAGGGACAUGAGGUUAUAACCGAUGCUGGAGAGGCAGAAAAGUUCACUCCCGGGAACUUUCUUGGGGGUUCAAAUUGGUUGGGUUCUACUGGAUUUCCCUACUCCUUGGGUCUAUCGUCUUGAUCACUAUAUAUAUUCCGGGUGCAUGGUGGCGACGUCUGAUGUAUUUGUCCACUUUAGUACCGGACUACUCUUCUAUGUAUUGCGUGCCAUUUUGAUGGUAAUGAGAGCCGUAUCCUUUUUUUUUCUCAAGAAGUUCUUUCACACGUAAUAACAAGGCGUAGUCGUUUUUGUAAUUGGAUCUGACCUGCAUCUAUUCAAGUUAAUAUUGCAGUUUUCCCCCA
Messenger RNA from Elaeis guineensis (African oil palm), 2127 nucleotides. RefSeq names its product pectinesterase. Gene Ontology annotation, biological process: cell wall modification. NCBI's taxonomy places the organism in Eukaryota, Viridiplantae, Streptophyta, Magnoliopsida, Arecales, Arecaceae. Gene Ontology annotation, molecular function: enzyme inhibitor activity; pectinesterase activity. The record is from RefSeq and is a predicted model, not a curated record.